Molecule: messenger RNA, 486 nt
Organism: Huiozyma naganishii CBS 8797
Lineage: Eukaryota; Fungi; Ascomycota; Saccharomycetes; Saccharomycetales; Saccharomycetaceae
Gene: RCF1
Product: respiratory supercomplex assembly factor RCF1
Exons: 1
Coding region: 1-486 (161 amino acids)
Biological process (GO): mitochondrial respirasome assembly
Cellular component (GO): mitochondrion
Source: RefSeq, a predicted model, not a curated record
AUGUCCAGUUUACCUUCCAGUUUUGAUCGCACCAAUGUGGAGUUGGAGGAGCUGUCUUUCUUUGAAAGGGUGAAAUUCCACUGUAAGCAGCAACCACUGGUGCCAAUUGGUGCUCUUUUGACGACGGGCGCCGUGGUACUUGCAGGGAAGCACAUCAAGGGUGGUAAUCAGGUUAAAGCACAGUACUAUUUCCGUUGGCGUGUGGUUCUUCAAGGUGCUACUUUGGUUGCGUUAGUGGCCGGUUCAUUCUUGUAUGGUUCGAAAUACACUCAGAAGAGCAGGGAGGAUCAGCUUAGAGAGAAGGCCAAAAUGAGGGAACAGUUAUGGAUUAAGGAAUUGGAAAGAAGAGACGAGGCUGUCAAGGAGAGAAAGAAGCGCGCCGAGAGUGUCAAGGCAAAGACGCAAGAAAAUGAAGGUGCCAUUAGAAAACUUGAAAGUGAACUGGCAGAACUGGAAAAUAAGCUGAAGGGUGACGAAAAGAAGUAA